ACAGGAGAGGAGGAGGAGUUGUGAAGUGGCCCUCUGUUAAAUAGAUGUCACACUGUAAACAGAUCAUUCAGCUGCAGGAAGUGAGGGAGAGUCAGCAUCUGGCAUGGAAUCUAAAAUCAUUUAUUUUACAGUGAACGGAAGACCAGAGCAAGCAGAGUUCCCUGUUGACUGUCCUGCACAGGAUGUCAAAGAUCUGUUCCGAUCAGCAGCUGAAGCUGGGCCUCACGAUAUCCUAAAGCUCUACAACCCCAAAGGCAACAUCAUCAACAUCUCCCCUCAGCUGACCCCAAACAGCCCUCAUUCCUGCUACAAGCUGGAGGUGGUUGCUGCAGACUGCAACAGUGAGCCAUUAGGUACAGAGCUGGCAGUGGCCUUGGGCUUCGAUUUGUCCUCCAUGGAGAAAAGGUUACAAAGCCUGGAGAAGAAGAUUCUUACUGAAGCUAGUGAGACUCCGGCCAUUGUUUAUGAGAUGAAGAGACAGGUGGAGUCGUUCCGGGAAAAACUGGAGAGUGUGGAGCACCUGAGCUGGCUGGGGCUGUUUAAAGAACUCUCAGAGAGACCCCAUAAACCUUCACCGUUCUACCAUAAGAGAACGCUGCGCAAGACACGUGAAGAGUGUGAGCACGUCCGGGAAAAGUUCCUCCAGAUGAGUACUCUGGAGGUCUCAGAGGAGGUGAGACAAUACCUGAAGACACCCACCUUUGACAACUGGCAGUGGGAGGACGCAGAGAUCAUGGUGCUGCUUCAGGUGAUGUAUACAGACCUGGACUUCAUCUCCACCUUCAACAUAGAGCUGGACGUCCUGCAGCAGUUUCUCUAUGAGGUCUACAAGCGCUACAACAACAUCCCAUUCCACAACUUCAAACACUGCUUCUGUGUCACUCAGAUGAUGUAUGGGCUGAUAUGGCUGACGGAUCUGAGGAGCAAGAUUGACAGUGUUGAUCUCCUGAUCAUGCUGACUUCAGCUGUGUGUCAUGAUUUAGAUCACACCGGCUACAACAACGCCUACCAGAUUAAUGCUCGCACUGAACUGGCCUUGAGGUACAAUGACAUCUCCCCUUUAGAGAAUCAUCACUGUGCUGUAGCGUUUGAGAUACUGGAAAAGAAUGAAAGUAAUAUUUUCCGGAAUCUGACGACAGAGCAGUAUAAGAGGAUCAGGGAGGGAAUCAUUAAGUGUAUCUUGGCCACCGAUAUGAGCAGACACACAGAUAUCCUGAACAAAUUCAAAGCCAUCCUGUCUACCUUUGAUUUCGACAACAAGGACCACCGUGAUGUACUGAUGAUGAUCAUGAUCAAAGUGAGUGACAUUUCCAAUGAAGCACGCCCCAUGGACGUGGCUGAGCCGUGGCUGGACUGCCUGCUGCAGGAGUUUUUCAACCAGAGUGACAUGGAAAAGUUGGAGGGUCUCCCAGUGACCCCAUUCAUGGACCGAGACAAAGUGACCAAACCUUCCUCUCAGACCGGCUUCAUCCGCUUCGUUCUGUUCCCUCUCUUCAUCGAGCUGGCAAAUCUCUUUCCAUGUCUAGAGCAACAUAUCAUUGACCCAGUGAGGAAAGCUCUGGACUACUACACAGAGAUGGAGAAAGCACUAGAGCGAGAGAAGCAGAAUCGGGCCCAGAGUGAAAAGGCCAAACCUAAAGAGAGCACCACCCCAAAGGAGUCUGAACUUUCACCAGAGCCACUUCAACCAAGCGCAGUGUAAUCAGUACACACUGGAGAGAAGGAAAAAAGUACAAACACUCGCUGUUUAAGUUAGACACCGAAAGAAAUAUAUAAUACUAUACAUAAUAAAUGAAAAACAAACAUAAAGAGUAUACUACACUAAAUGUAGAGUAUAAAUAAUGUACUCAAUUUAAAUGUGUUACAGGGUGACAUGUUGGUUUGAGUUUGACAUUUUGUAUAUUGUCUUUAUUUUAUUGUACCUCAAAUAAACCAA
Astyanax mexicanus (Mexican tetra) is the source of this 1936-nucleotide messenger RNA. RefSeq names its product high affinity cGMP-specific 3',5'-cyclic phosphodiesterase 9A. The transcript is spliced from 14 exons. The record is from RefSeq and is a predicted model, not a curated record. The coding region runs from base 104 to 1702 and encodes 532 amino acids. NCBI's taxonomy places the organism in Eukaryota, Metazoa, Chordata, Actinopteri, Characiformes, Acestrorhamphidae. Gene Ontology annotation, biological process: cGMP catabolic process. Gene Ontology annotation, molecular function: 3',5'-cyclic-GMP phosphodiesterase activity.